Molecule: messenger RNA, 945 nt
Organism: Zymoseptoria tritici IPO323
Lineage: Eukaryota; Fungi; Ascomycota; Dothideomycetes; Mycosphaerellales; Mycosphaerellaceae
Exons: 1
Coding region: 1-945 (314 amino acids)
Biological process (GO): phosphatidic acid biosynthetic process
Cellular component (GO): endoplasmic reticulum; membrane
Molecular function (GO): 1-acylglycerol-3-phosphate O-acyltransferase activity
Source: RefSeq, a predicted model, not a curated record
AUGUCCAAUAUCCUCUUCUAUUUCCUCACCCUCACGACGCUCGUCACCCUCACCGUGAACGGGCUCGUCUUCCUCGGUCGAUCGCUCAAAAUCCCCGCCCUCGAAUUCUACGGCCGCAGUCUCGCAUCCUUCGUCGCGCUCUUCCUCAGUUCGGUCUAUGCCACGUUCGCUGCAGCAGCCUUCAGCGCGGUCGGCUAUGGCGGCAUGGCACAGUGGACCGCUGGUCGCUUCUUCAAGUGGAUCAUGUUGCUAUUCACGGGCAUCUGGUUCGAUGUGCAAGACCCGGAGAACUACCUAGGCAAUACUCGACCGGCUGUCUUCGUGGGCAAUCACCAGACCGAGUUGGACGUGCUCAUGCUUGGCCACAUUUUUCCCAAGUGGUGCAGCGUCACGUCGAAGAAGAGCUUGUCGAAGAUUCCCUUCCUGGGCUGGUUCAUGCUCAUGAGCAAGACGGUGUUCAUCGAGCGCAAGAGUCGGAGUCAGGCGCUGCAGGCUUUUGAUGCUGCGGCGGAACAAAUGCGGAACGAAAGGCAGAGCGUGUUCAUAUUCCCGGAGGGCACGAGGAGUUACUACGAGAAACCUGACCUACUGGCUUUCAAGAAGGGUGCCUUCCACUUGGCUGUGCAGGCGCAGGUGCCGAUUGUUCCGAUCGUUUCGGCGAACUACAGCAAUGUGCUGAAUGUCAGGUCGAAGAAGUUCCAGCCGGGUAUUAUUCCAACGAGGGUGUUGAAGCCGAUCAGCACAAAGGGAAAGACGAAGGACGAUGUGGACAGUCUGCUGGAGGAGACGAGGAAUGUAAUGAUGGAGGCACUGUUGGAGCUCACGGAGGAGGCGAGAAAACAAGGCGUUGCGAAGCAGGAGCACGAGGCGAGGUCGCACACCAAUGGCGUUGCAAAAAGUUCGGGUGUGGAUGUGGCUUCGAAAGGCAUGAAUGCGGCAGCGUGA